AUGUUGGGCAGAGUUUUAUGUGGCAUUAGUUUCGCACUAAUGUUGAAUACAGCUGUAGCAGGGGAUUCGAUAACUGACACAAAGAGUGGAGCCACCAGUUGCCCGCCAGGAGUUGGCUCAAUAACGGGAGCUCUGGGCUCCAGUCUUGGUAUAAAUGGCAUGGGACAAGUUUGUGGCAAAAACUCACCAUUCCAUUACUACGAGUGUUGUGGUACUGGUUAUGCUGAGUGCUGCUUCCGAUUGCAGUACGAUGUGUCUUCUGCAGACGCUAAGAUGACUGGAAUAAUGGAGGUUUGCCGGUUAUGCUCAGUUUUGAGAACAACGUUUGGUCGUCGGGAUCUUUAUAUUGUUAUAUUUGAAUUUCCUCGCAUCAGAAUACAGAAUAAUCCUGCGACUUUGCGGUUACGUAAUGUCUUACCUGUAUCUGUCACUGAGUCUCUUCCUGAUUCUACUUGUACAGGAUUAUCGUUUACUGCUUACGCUAUAUGUUUAUCAUCACAACAGAUGGCUGUUUAA
Molecule: messenger RNA, 516 nt
Organism: Enterobius vermicularis (human pinworm)
Lineage: Eukaryota; Metazoa; Nematoda; Chromadorea; Rhabditida; Oxyuridae
Source: the annotation of a GenBank genome assembly